UUAUCGCGUGGAAAUGUUUUCUUUUCUUCCAUUCUUCUAUUAUGAUUACCAGUCAGCGUUAGUGAUUGACGGCGUUCAUAUAGGAUACCUUUAGCUCACAGUGAAAGAUGGAUCUAGCCGGAGUGGGCGUUCAAUCACUCUUGUCUUUUACUUUAAUUUUCACGAUUUGUCUCAGUUUUUCCAACGCUGACACCGUCAUUGACACCUCACUGAGCGCGGAUUUGACGUUACGACGUAGUGAUCAACCGUUCUACGUCAAUUCUUCGAUUAUCGUUCCCCCGGGCAUCACGCUUACGGUAGAGCCUGGCGUGACUGUUACGUUUGACCCUGGGGUGACCUUGAGUGUCCGGGGAAGACUGGUAGCCAGAGGGCAGUCUGGUCAACGAAUUCGUUUCACCGCCGCUGAUACACCCAAUAUUCCAGCACACCGCGACAGCACACCCAUUUGGUUUGACGGCGUUCGCCUUGCGGGAGACUUCACCUCAAGUCACGUAGGGCGUUUAGAGCUUUUGUUCGGAGGAAGCUACGGCACUGUUUGUCAGGAUGGCUGGCCAUGGUACUGGUACCGCUCCUACUACAACACCAGAGUUGCUGCUAGGAUGCUGGGAUACAAAACUUGUACCAGAGUAAAUAACAGAGGCGGUGGUACUGGGAAUAUUCUACUCAAUAACGUGAGAUGUAAUGGACACGAGGACUCUCUAUGGGACUGCCGUCAUGAUGGGGUCCGUGUACACAACUGCCUUCACAGUCAAGAUGUGUGGCUGCAGUGCUCAGGUUACACUGGUUAUCGUGGGAAUCCCAACGAAACAGCCAAGUACUGGUCUGGGAUAGAGCUGGUGACUAACACCUCCGUGCCAGGAGUAAGUGAUCUUCAAUAUGUAGACAUCGAAUUCGCAGGUCUUCCUAACAUCGGGACACACUCCAAUGAUGCAGCAGCCAUAUCUGUUACUGGAAUCCCGCCUGUGCUUGAUAACCUCAAUAUUACAAAUGUAAUCGGUAAUGGCGUUCUACUCAGAGAUAUAGCUGGGCAUGCGAUAAUCAACAAUAGUUACUUCGACAGUUUGAGCAACGGGGUUUCGUUCAGAAGCUUUGGUGGUGACCUAGCAAUGAACAAUGUUCAGAUAUCUAAUGUCAACAAGGCAGGAGUAUAUUACAACCGGACACUACCACUUCCUUCCUAUAAGAUGUGCCUCACGCCGGAAACAACGGUUCCUGAUGGAGAACCGCUCAUAGUCAGCUUUGACAGUACGGACCUUCAUCUGGGGUUACAGACGUCGUGCUCUCAG
Messenger RNA from Lingula anatina, 1286 nucleotides. RefSeq names its product protein bark beetle. Lineage: Eukaryota; Metazoa; Brachiopoda; Lingulata; Lingulida; Lingulidae. The record is from RefSeq and is a predicted model, not a curated record.